AACCGCCGUUAAACCCCACCGAAUAAUACUUUCUUGUAGCUAGCUAACCCUUUUUAUUAUAGCUCAGUGAGAUAACCAUUUCGGACUAAAAUAGUCGAAUUAGUUAGCUAGAUAGAAAUUGUAACUUUAGCCAACUAGCUAGCUAGCUUGCUAACUGAAAUAAUAUUCUACAAAAUGCAUUUAAUCUUUGUUUUAAACUGACGUAGCGUAGUUAAUUUACGUUGGUGGCAGGCAAACUUGUUUUCUUCAGCUCAAUCGAGGGAAGUUAACAAGCUAACGUUAGCUAGCUACAAUGACAUUUCUGUGAAUUCAUGGGGGGUGGACACACAAUUAAAUACGUAAUUGGCUGACGGCCCCGAUUUCCAUCAAAACACCCAUGGCAAAGUGGUUAAAGGACUACCUGAACUUCGGCAGCCGUCGUGACGCCCCCCAGCUUCCGCGUCCUGACUACACAGAGAGUGAGAUCCUGAGGGCCUACAGAGCCCAGAAAGACCUGGACUUUGAAGACCCCUACCAGAGCGUAGAGAAACCACAAAAUGGCUGCUACGGUGGCUGCAGGGGGACAGUAAGCCUGCAUGCAUUUCCUGCCUUCGCUUCUGUCCUUCCCAACGAUGCAGAGGUGAAGGUGGUGUCUCCCAAACACAGGCUGAUCAAGGUGGAUUCUCAGGAGUUCAGUCGCAGUAAGAUCCCCCUGAGCCCCGUCACCAUCCACCAGGAACCGGUGCUUCCCUCUGCUCCUACAGUAGUAGGGGACUCCGACACUGUCUACUCGGACCCGUUUGAUGCCAGACCAGUUCCACGGCUUAGAGCAGAUUGGGAGCCUAACCCUAACCCACACCUUUCCUUGGGCCUCAGCCCCAUCACCAGUCCUACCCUGGUAGCCUUCAGCCCUAACCCUAUCCUAGGUCUCAGUCUCCGUCCAGGGGACAGCAGCAGCUACAUGGAACCCUUUGAAGCCCAGAGGGUCAUCACAGAGCUCCAGCAGGGCCCAGAGCGGGGCCGACCAGGAGUGGGCAGUGGAAGGGUUGUGGUUGGGAUCGGAGAUCAACUCUAUGAUGACCCCUACGAUGAGAGAACUCGACAUCGCCAUCGGGAAGCGCCACCGCAGCAGGGGAGAGAGUUCCUCAGGGACGAACCGAGAGAGGUCAGAGAGAGCAGGCUGCCCCAGGACGAUGAGAGACCAGCAGAGGAGUACGACCAGCCCUGGGAAUGGAAGAAGGACAAAAUCUCCAAAGCUCUAGCAGUUAAGUUUGAGGGGGCAGAGUGGGAGAAGUCGUUCGGCCAGUCAGACCAGGCCAAACUACCCAGGACCAGCCCCACAGCCCCAGGGGGCACAGCCAACCUUCGGAGGCCUGGUGACACCCCCCCUAUCCUGGGUGAGAGAGUGGACCCCUGCCUGCCCCUGGAGAGACAGGUGUGGUACCACGGUGCUGUGAGUCGUGCGGAGGCAGAGGCUCUACUGACGUUGUGCAAAGAGAGUUCCUACCUGGUGAGGAAGAGCCAGACCUGCCCACAAGACUACUCUCUCUCCCUCAGACGGUCAGUCUACUGGCUAGAUGAACUCCCACCUGAAAGAAAUGGCUCCACCACCACGUUUGAGUUGACGCCCCACUGGUCCCAGCUGUGUGGCAGGAAGCGGCUUAAUUCUGGGUUCGAACAGAGCAGAUCAUCUCCCCAAUGGGAGGUCAGUGUAGCAGCUCUGAGUGCCUAUCCAUCCAAUAGAGUGUGUUCUCUGGCUUUGCCCCGCUUCCCCACCGCAGGCUGGGUAUCUGACUGCCCCCUACUGGCCUCCCUGAGCAGAGCGGUGCAGACUGCAGUAGCCAGUCCUAGGGUCUGCCAGUUGGCCUGUCCCGAGCAGAGGCAGGGUCUCUAUUCGCCCCAUUCAUCCAAGACCUCACUGGCACCCCCCCACCCAGCUGCAACCUCCUCCCGACUACAGCUCCUUGCCAUCCCUAUGUCUGACCACCCCCAGUAUGCCCAGGACCGUCCAGUCAUCUGGCCAGUGCCGGGGCCAGUGAGGAAGGCAGUAGCCAGUGAGAGGGUGCAGGCCCUUUCACAGCCCAACCAGCGGAAGGCACUGUUCCAAGGCUACAACCCGUACACGGUUACCCUAGCUGCACGCUCCGCUAGCGCCUCGCCGCGCCUACAGGAGCUUUGUCUGCCCCUGCCGCGGAAAUGCAAGGGCAAAUAGACGAAUGCAUCUCAUCUCACACCUCUACAGUACCCCCAGCCGCCUCUUCUUCAGAUACUCUGUCUCCUGUACAGCAUGUCCCUGAUCACCACUGCUCCAUAAUAAAGACCCUCUAUGAUCUCA
Messenger RNA from Oncorhynchus kisutch (coho salmon), 2314 nucleotides. RefSeq lists its product as uncharacterized. The transcript is spliced from 14 exons. Gene Ontology annotation, molecular function: phosphotyrosine residue binding. The record is from RefSeq and is a predicted model, not a curated record. The coding region runs from base 377 to 2191 and encodes 604 amino acids. Lineage: Eukaryota; Metazoa; Chordata; Actinopteri; Salmoniformes; Salmonidae.